AUGGCGCUCGUCCAGUCCACCAAACCGGUGAUGAGCCUCCCCGAUCUGGUCACCUUUGUCAAGAACGAACUCGAUGCCGACGAAGACCGCCAGGCCAAGGCCUCCGCCGCGAGCGCCGGCGAGUUACCACGCGAGUCACAGACCGGAUCGACCGUGGACCUGAGCCACAAAAACAUCAAUGUGUUGCCGGUGGAGGUCAUAUUUCUGAUCAAGGACAAGGUGGAGAGGCUCGCACUUUCACACAACCCGCGCAUUGCACUUCCCAUUGAGAUUGGUCAAUGUGACCGUCUGCGUUAUCUGAAUCUACGGUGGAACAAGCUCAGGCAAUUUCCCAUGGCAGUUUUGACGCUUUCGAAGCUGGAGAUCCUGGACAUCAGCAAGAACCAGAUUGACGGAAUACCCGAGGAUAUCAAGAAGAUGACCAAUCUCAAAUACCUGGCCGUGGCACGAAAUCAGAUCAAGCGACUCCCACUGGCAUUGGGGGAGAUGAGCUUGGUGAAACUCAAGUUUGACGAAAACCCUAUCGAAUUCCCUCCUCCCGAAGCUCUCAAACCUUCGGCGGAUCGGACAACAUUCAUGGUGGAGUCGGAGAAGGACAAGGACAUGUGCCAGCAGGUCAAGCGGUAUAUGAAGACCAUGACGAUGCGAGCGCGUCUUACCGCGAGCUCAGAUGAAGACCUCAGCAACGUCGAAGUCACCCCGCGUCCUCCGAAGAGGGGCUUGCACGGCGGUCGCUUUCCAGUGCGGCCCAGCGUCAGCGACAUCGAGCACAUCCACGACCUGAAAUCCGAAUCUCCUCCGGAUCACAUUCCGCCAAUCCCGCAGAGAUCUCAUGCUCGCGGCAUGUCCUCUAGCUCGCAGUUCGGCUCACGCCCAAGCAUUGCCCCGCUAUUUGGCAUUGGCAGUGACGGUCACAGAAGUCGAAGUGAAUCAGUGGCCUCCAACGCCAGCAUGAGGAACAGGCGGCAAGGCUACGUGCCACGUAAGAACACUGGUCUCGGUUCACUGAGUGAGAUGUCCUCACAAAUGUCGGCUCGUUCUUCGCAAGCUGCGACUCUUACGCCUCCACAUUCUCGCGCCCCAAGCGUGACCUCUACCUUCAACGGCUUCUUGAACAUCGGCAGUGGAGGGGAGUCCUCCGAAGCUGCCAGUCCAAUCGACGGACCAGUCAACCGCAAUAUACUCUCACGCAAACUCGCCAGUCUACCCGAGAGUCGUAACUCCCGGCCACCUACUCUGAACUCGAUCAAGGUUGUCAAGCGGGUGCUGUUGAUGCUGUUCUACCUGUACCGACCAAUAGCAGAUAUCGCGCAGCAAAUCGGAGCGGGCUCAUCGAAGCGUUCUGGUCUCGAACGCCAAUUGUUCAGCGCGAAUGCGAACGUGGAGGAGCUGGACCGUCUCCUGAACGGCGCCAACAGCAUGAUCGAAGAUGGCCGAGAAAUCGAUCAAGCUUUCCUGACAUCAAUCACUCGCACAGCGAUCACGGCACUGAAGAUGUACAUCUUCGUGAUCAAGGAGGUCAAUCGAAGCCGGCACCAGAUCGCCAAACGGGUUGAUGCAUUCCACGUCAGAUGCGUCCUCAAUACGUCGUAUAGCACGCUCGUCGAGGCGCGCAACAUCUGCCACAUGCUUGGAUUCCAGACCAAGACUUCGCCAAAGCGCGAUACCCUGAGGCCGUCCCAGGCCUGGAGUAGUCGCACAGUAACGCCAACGCAGCCUCGAUCGUCCAGUAGCAGGAGACGAGGUAACACCGUCUUGCCGAUCUCCGGCAGCACCACGAAUCUGCGAGGCGCGGUGCCACCAGUGCCAUUGCAUUCCAAUGGCAGUCGAGGCAGCCGAAGCAACACCAUGGUGUCUCAAAGUGGUCCGCCCGCUCGAUUGAACGAAUCAUACCCAGGUCUUUCACAAAGCAGGAACACAUCCCGCAACAACACAAUGCGCAGUGCAAUGGGCAGCAUGCCGGAAAGCGAAGGCGAAGACGGCGCUGAUAGAGUCUACAUGAAGCUCAAGGCAUGUUGCGACCUUGCCGCUCAGACGCUUCCUCCGGUCCGCGCGGAACUAUUUACGAGAAAGACCAAUGCCGACAACACCGGUCAUCCGCAGUCAUCGCACAGAUAUGCGCAAGCAGUCAACAAGUGUGACUUCAUGCUGGCCACGAACAGCAAGCUCCUGUCACGUCUCAAGGUCAUGAGAGUGGGCGACCCAGCCCGCUAUCAACAUGAGAUUCGAAUGUUGACAGAGGGCUUUGCCAAGGACUGGGCGAAUUUUGCUGGUGAAGUCAUGGUUCUCGCCGCCCACCGCUUAGAGAUCGGCAACAUCAAGGCGAGCUUGAAACCGGUGCAGUCCGCGGUGAAGGAAGCCACUCGCGCUUCGACACCGCCGCAAACAGCAUCUUACACUCAAGGAGGAUCAACUCUCGGUCGUCCGCCUCCGACUCCAAGCUUCCACAACAACUCACUGCCGAGCCUGAACACAAGCCUGACUCCAGUGCCGGGACUUGCUACACCAGUCCCAGCGACACCACUCAGCGCGGCUCUAGGUCCCGCGGCUCAGGCUACUGUGCCGCCAGUGCAGGUUGUCAGUUCGCCGGAGUAUUACCCGCAGCAGGCUCCUUCUUCGAGAAGCCGUCCUGCCGACCGUUUCGAUUCGAGUCUGCCGCCCGGCGGAUAUUCAAGAAGAUAAUGGCGAGUUCAAAGUUAACGUUCCCCUGCACACACAAUCACAUUUGCUUUCAGCGCGGCGCGGCAGCAGCGGCAUGGCGUUACUUUAAGGAGGGAAUUGGAGCGAGUCUUUUGGUCAUUGUCUUGUAACAACACGAAUAUUGGGGGCGAAGGAGGCGCAAAGGUCGGGCAAUGGAGCAUCAUGAGCGUACUCUCCGUGGACAUGGAGGUCCGCUAGGCAUCUGGGAGGGCAACAGGCGCAAAGGUCAAGAGCAGAAGCCGUGGACAAUUCACGAGCG
Zymoseptoria tritici IPO323 is the source of this 2959-nucleotide messenger RNA. RefSeq lists its product as uncharacterized. Bases 1 to 2682 code for a protein of 893 amino acids. NCBI's taxonomy places the organism in Eukaryota, Fungi, Ascomycota, Dothideomycetes, Mycosphaerellales, Mycosphaerellaceae. The record is from RefSeq and is a predicted model, not a curated record. Gene Ontology annotation, molecular function: protein binding. The transcript has 5 exons.